UUCCGGUUUGAUUGGAAAAAUUGCGAUGAUGAAGAAUAACAUGUAAUUGCAUCAAAUUGACAAUAUCACUCUCUACAUUGUGCUUUUUUUUCAUUCAACAGUUACCUAGACAUUAUUUCAAAUGAGUAGUGACACUGAAAAACCCUCAACGUCGGCAGAAGCUAGUGGAAGCGGAUCGAAUUCGGCAGGACCCGGUGAGGAUGACGAUAAAACUGCUGCUUACGAAUGCAACAUUUGUUUAGAUACUGCUCAUGAUGCAGUUGUUUCAAUGUGUGGGCAUUUAUUUUGUUGGCCGUGUUUACAUCAAUGGCUAGAAACAAGACCUCACCGACAGUUAUGUCCUGUUUGUAAAGCUGGUAUUGGUAAAGACAAAGUUAUACCUAUUUAUGGUAGGGGUAACCCUAACCCACAAGAUCCCAGAGAAAAAUUACCACCAAGACCUCAAGGUCAACGCCCUGAACCAGAGACUACAGGGGGUUUUCCAGGCUUUGGUUUUGGCGAUGCAGGGUUUCAGUUUUCUUUUGGUAUUGGUGCCUUUCCAUUUGGUAUUUUUACUUCAUCUUUUAAUAUGUCUGAUAAUCGACCAGGACCUCCCCCACCUGGUUCAGCUCAACAUACUGAAGAACAGUUUUUAUCCAGGAUCUUUCUCUGGGUGGCCAUAAUCUUUAUUUUCUGGUUAAUUGUUGCUUAAAUACUAUCUUUAGUUUCCUGAAUGAUUGACUGAAUAGGUGAAAGAUUAUUUUAUUACAGUGAAAACUAAUUUUAAAUCAAACGCAAUUUUAAAGACUAGAAAUACAAUGGAAACUAAUAUAUACCAUUGACAUUGAUAUAGUAAUACAUAAGCUUAUACGGACAGUUUUAUG
Molecule: messenger RNA, 863 nt
Organism: Lottia gigantea (owl limpet)
Lineage: Eukaryota; Metazoa; Mollusca; Gastropoda; Lottiidae
Exons: 5
Coding region: 122-691 (189 amino acids)
Biological process (GO): ubiquitin-dependent protein catabolic process
Cellular component (GO): endoplasmic reticulum
Molecular function (GO): ubiquitin protein ligase activity; ubiquitin-like protein conjugating enzyme binding
Source: RefSeq, a predicted model, not a curated record